AUGGCAGUUGCAAGCAUAGUCACCCACCCUGGCAAGACCAGCCUGGAUUACUACAGGAAUGAUAGCACAGUGCUGACUCUGUAUGGAAACUCAGGGAAUGACACAGACUUCAUGUGUGACAGGAGGCAGGUCAGGCAGUUCGCUCAAGCCUUUCUGCCGGUGCUUUUCUGGCUCCUCUUCUCCGUGGGCACGAUGGGAAACGCCUUGGUCGUGCUUGUCUGUUGCAAAUACCGCUUCAGGAGGAGCAUGAUGGAUCGGUACCUGCUGCACCUGGCCAUUGCAGACCUGCUUCUCCUCUUCACCCUCCCCUUCUGGGCCAAGGCUGCCUUUGAUGGCUGGAUCUUCAAGAACUUCAUGUGCAAGAUUGUCAACAGCAUGUAUAAGAUCAACUUCUACAGCUGCAGCUUGUUUCUCACCUGCAUCAGCUUUGACAGAUACAUCACUAUUGUCCAGGCGAUGAAAGCUAAAACCUCCAAGCGCAGGCGGCUCCUGCGCAGCAAGCUCAUGUGCUGGGCUGUCUGGCUGAUGUCCGUGAGCCUGUGCCUCCCAGAAGUCAUGUACAGCCAAAGCCUGCAGGUGGGUGACACAUCGGUUUGCAAAAUUACAUACCCAUCAAACGUCAGCAUGAUCUUCAGAGUUACUGUCCUGGCCUUGAAAGUCUCAAUUGGAUUCUUCCUCCCACUCCUAGUCAUGGUUAUUUGUUACGCCCUUAUCAUCAACACCCUCCUGCAAGCCAAAAGAUCCCAAAAGCAGAAGUCACUCAAGAUCAUCACCAUGAUCAUCACUGCUUUCCUCCUCACUCAGUUCCCGUACAAUGUUAUUUUGCUGGUCAAAGCCAUCCACACCUACACCGGGGUGGUGCACAGCUGCCAGGCUGCCGACCGGCUGGACAUAGGGCUGCAGGUCACCCAGAGCAUCGCCUUCCUCCACAGCUGCCUCAACCCCUUCCUCUACGUCUUUGCCGGGGAGCGGUUCCGGACGGCGCUGGGCAGGUUGAUGCGAAGCGGCGGCUGCUGCUCGAAUGGGAGCCAAGAGCAGUUCUCCUCUGCUGCUGACACCCAGGAGCACAGCUCAAACUGGUCCUUUGCCAUGCUGGGCAGGCGGCGAGUGAGGAGCUCACUGACCCUCAGGACCCAUUUGACCUCCUCCUCUACGCCUCCCCCUUGCCAGGUCCUCUUGUAA
Messenger RNA from Apus apus (common swift), 1182 nucleotides. It is a transcript of the gene CCR9, whose product is annotated as C-C motif chemokine receptor 9. Lineage: Eukaryota; Metazoa; Chordata; Aves; Apodiformes; Apodidae. Gene Ontology annotation, cellular component: membrane. Gene Ontology annotation, biological process: G protein-coupled receptor signaling pathway; chemotaxis; immune response. The coding region runs from base 1 to 1182 and encodes 393 amino acids. The record is from RefSeq and is a predicted model, not a curated record. The transcript is spliced from 2 exons. Gene Ontology annotation, molecular function: chemokine receptor activity; chemokine binding; scavenger receptor activity.